Messenger RNA from Bombina bombina (fire-bellied toad), 1996 nucleotides. RefSeq names its product potassium channel tetramerization domain containing 17 (gene KCTD17). NCBI's taxonomy places the organism in Eukaryota, Metazoa, Chordata, Amphibia, Anura, Bombinatoridae. Gene Ontology annotation, biological process: protein homooligomerization; proteasome-mediated ubiquitin-dependent protein catabolic process. The record is from RefSeq and is a predicted model, not a curated record. The transcript has 7 exons. The coding region runs from base 406 to 1089 and encodes 227 amino acids. Gene Ontology annotation, cellular component: cytoplasm; Cul3-RING ubiquitin ligase complex. Gene Ontology annotation, molecular function: cullin family protein binding.
CACACCCCUACACAAACCAUUGUUUAAACAGUUGAAUGAGAGUUGUUGCGGCAGAUGGGAUUCAUAGAUGCAUUGGGGACAGGUAUCUGAGCACAUUACACCUACGGUGACAACCUGUUCCCGAGGGGAAGGGUGCGGCAAGGAAAGUGACAUGGCAGGAACAAAAAAUAAAAAAAUGAGACAACAGAGAAUUAGACAGAAUGUACAAAUGUAAAAAAGGGAGAUGUACAGAUACCACGAAAGAACUGAGAGGUGACAAAUGACGUUAGACAUAAAUAUCUAAUGAAAUCCAGGAAGCAUUAGAGAUGCAGAAGACUAAAUACAAUUAAAUAAAUCAACACAAACCUCAGCUGUGGGAUAUACACAUAGGUGAGAGAGCACCCAGGACGGGCAGAAGACUAUAGAAUGAAUGGCAUGCAGUGGGCACAGCUUGGGGUGACCCCGGCUAACAGGAUUGACAGCGAUACUGGGCAGUGGGUCCGUUUAAAUGUGGGGGGCUCCGUCUUCCUCACCACGAAGCAGACCCUGUGCCGGGAGCCAAACUCCUUCCUCUGGAGGCUUUGUCAGGAUUCCCAGCUGCUGUCCGAGAGGGACGAGACAGGAGCAUUCCUCAUUGACAGGGAUCCAACAUACUUUGGUCCAAUCUUAUGCUAUCUACGUCAUGGAAAACUCAUUCUAGACAAAAAUGUGUCCAUAGAAGGAGUUUUGGAAGAGGCAGAGUUUUAUAACAUUACUUCAUUGGUCAAGAUAAUUCAGGACAAGAUGGAAGGGGAAGAUGGUGCAAACCAACAGCAGAAGCACGUGUACCGGGUCCUGCAGUGCCAAGAGGCAGAGCUGGCGCAGAUGGUAUCCACCAUGUCUGACAGCUGGAAAUUUGAACAGCUGGUGAACGUGGGGUCGGCCUAUACUUUUACCAGUGAGGGACAACCCGAAUACCUGUGUGUGGUGUCCAGAGAGAUGCAAACUCAGCCCAAAACCUGCUGGUCCCGGAGCGUCUGCACUGCACAAAGUCAAGAAGGUGAAGAGGAUGCGAAAAGUGUGCUGGACCAUGAGUGCAUCGUCUUCCAGGAGAGGGCGAGCAGAGAAUGAGAACUGGUCUGCGCUGUGAGUAUGAACGGGUCAUAGUAACUGUACAGUCCCUGCUUCCAGACAACCAGCAUUGAACUGCCAGAGGAGAGGACCUCCGACACAGGUUCCUGGCGACUGCAUCCGUAAUGUCUGGGCAAUGAGAGAAAACAAAAUAUGGCUGCAAAGAACUAAGGAAGACACAAUGUUUGUGAAGAGUUAUUUGUACUUGUUCCAGAUACUCUAAUCUCCAGCAUAAAAUUGCAAAACAAGUUCAUAUGCCAUGGCCCAUAAUGCAUAGUGUUAAUGAUGAUAUUAGCCAGUAGUUAGGGGUAUCAGGCUAUAAAAAUACCAUGCUAUGGCCCAGAUAACAAGUGAAGCGUUAUUAAUAGCGCAAGGUGCUCUAUCAAUAUCAAUUCACCUUGCUAAAAUUAGCGCACAAAUUGAUAUUACAAGUCCCUGGUAAAACUGAAUUGCCAUAGAUGGUUUAGCGCGGCCGUCAUGCCUUUAGCAUACCCUAUACUUUCAACGGAUUUUGCGACCUUGCUAAAUAUCGGUCAUAUUACAAGUGGAAAGUUAUGGCUUGUGCUGGAGCGCAACCAGAAUAGCACUGGAAAAUCUAGCACAACAUGAGAUCUAAAGUAAAGUGUUUGGGCUAGAAUAAAAGUUUCAAAAAACACAUGUAAACCAUAUUUAAAAAAAUAUUAUACUUACAUAUAAACAUAUUUAGUAUAAACUAUUAGUUUAUUAUCGAAAUAAAUGUUUAUAAAGGGUUUAAAAGAGAUAUGUCACAGUGUUUGACUCAAAAGUACAUGUGUGUUUAUAUUUGAAAGUGUGAAUGUAUGCAUGUGUAUUUAUAUACAGUAUCUCACAAAAGUGAGUACACCCCUCACAUUUAUGUAAAUAUUUUAUUAUAUCUUUUCAUGUGACA